Messenger RNA from Lacerta agilis (Sand lizard), 876 nucleotides. RefSeq names its product vitelline membrane outer layer protein 1-like. The record is from RefSeq and is a predicted model, not a curated record. Lineage: Eukaryota; Metazoa; Chordata; Lepidosauria; Squamata; Lacertidae. The transcript is spliced from 4 exons. Bases 1 to 798 code for a protein of 265 amino acids.
AUGGUGACCAAAAAGAGCCAAGGCCCACCGAGGCGCUCCUGCUAUAAAGGGUGUGAGGGGCACACCCUGAAUGGCAAUCAGCCCAACCAAAAGGCAGAAGCGAUUAAGGAUACUGCCAAGACUACCAGCAUAGGAGGGAAACCAGAUGACAAAGGGGAAAUGAAAGCUAUGAAAGAAGCCACCCCAAACAACCCCAGGUUGGCUGGGACGAAUGCAAUCUGCGGUGAGCUACCUUCCAUGGACUUCUCUAUAGGUACUGCGCUCUUCUUGAUCUUCUCCAGCUACUUCUCGGAUGCAGUAACCCGAAAUUAUACCACUGAACUCUCAGUGCCAAAUGGAAACCCGUGGGGUAUCUGGGGAGACAUAGAUUUCUGUGACAAAGGAUAUGCAGAUGGAUUCUCAUUGAGGGUACAACUAAAGGAUGAAUACCUAGAUGAUACAUCUAUGAAUGCCAUCCGCCUCCAUUGCACGGAUGGAUCAAUAAUUCAAUCUACUGUUGGAGCGUGGGGGAAGUGGACAAAGGCUGAGAUGUGCGCUGAAGGCCGUCUUAUCUCAUUUUCUCUGAGAGUAGUAGAACCACUAGGACCUGUUACGGAUGACACAUCUGCUGACAAUAUCAAGUUCACCUGUGAAAAUGGGGAUGUCCUGACAGGCUAUUCAACUGACUGGGGUACGUAUGGCCCAUGGAGUGCACCCUGUGCUAAAGGCGCCAUAUGUGGAGUGCAGACAAGAAUUGACAGCGAGAAGUCAGGCGACAUGACAGGACUUAACGAUGUGAAGUUCUACUGCUGCGACUGAACCAUGUGGGUUUCUCCCAACAAUAUCUCAGUUCCAUGUGCCUCAAUGGCUCCAUGAUGUGAGACUUAAUAAUAAAUG